This is a messenger RNA of Entelurus aequoreus (snake pipefish), 5873 nucleotides long. It is a transcript of the gene slc26a6l1, whose product is annotated as solute carrier family 26 member 6, like. The record is from RefSeq and is a predicted model, not a curated record. The transcript has 19 exons. Gene Ontology annotation, molecular function: chloride transmembrane transporter activity; oxalate transmembrane transporter activity; secondary active sulfate transmembrane transporter activity. Lineage: Eukaryota; Metazoa; Chordata; Actinopteri; Syngnathiformes; Syngnathidae. Gene Ontology annotation, biological process: transmembrane transport. Bases 1437 to 3827 code for a protein of 796 amino acids. Gene Ontology annotation, cellular component: membrane.
UCCAUGAUUACAUCACUGUUGGAACUGGUGGAUGUUAGACACACUACACUCCUAUACCUUCCUUCUUUCCGCUUGAGGACAUAUUUGUCCACUCCAUCACCUUCACCUCUAGCUUCCUCAGCAAGGAACUUGCCAUCUUGGAGGUAUGUUUGGGCUUCUUAUCUUGUUGAAAAAUUGCCAUGCGGCCAACAGUACAUAAUGGAAUUCAUGUUUUGCGCUCAGUGAACCGAAACCCACCAGUGCUGUACCAUUACUCUUGCUACUAGCUUGUGUUGAAUUGACAUUAAUGGUUGUGCGUUGACCCAUUUUGAGUGGUUAGUAAGUCUGCCAUUUAGGCUAUAAACCAACUACUCUAAAACAUGUCCAUGUUUAAUUUCUACAAUGUGGUCCCUUGAGAAGAUAUGCUGUAAAAAUAUGGUUGCUUAAAUGUGAAAGUUUUGUGAGAGAUUGUAACUAGUUUCUAUGCAUUACACAUUUGCAGAGCAACACUAUCAAUACCAGCCCACAACUGUUCAGUUAGCGUUGAAAAAGAAAUCAAGCGUCUUACCAAACUCAUCAGCUUCUCUCGCUUGCUUCCAUCUAAAAGGAACAUUAAAUAUUCUUGUUUUUCAUCAGAGCACAAGUAGUAUUGUCGUCAUUUGGGAGGCGGUCUGAGUCACUGCAGUGGACAAAGAUAUGUAACCCCCCUGAGCUACUGACCCAAAAAUAGACCUGUGUUUUGGUGGCAAACAUACAGUCAGGGUUGGAGGGUUUGAGUGCCAAAAGGGGAGAAUAGCUUUUUUAAAGCAUUUGUCCACAAAUUAUAUUCGUUAUGAAACUAGCAAACAUUAUUUAUGAAAUAACCACCUUAAUGUGAGUUGUUUGUAUCCCAUGCACACAGCUUUGGAAUGAUUAUAAUGACUGGCUCUCUGUUAGGACUCAGAUUUCAUGAGUGCAUUUUAUUAAAGAGCCAGUACACAGUAUGCCCACAUGUUCACCAAAACAGAGCUUGCAUUAGUUUUUUCUAACAGAUCGGUACAUGUUAUAUUAUGUUUUGAGUCGCGUGCUGCAUGUUGUUGGACACCAUCUGCCCUUUCCUGGAGAGGCCCUCUAUUAAUACUUGACCACAGUGGUUUGAACCUGAAGAUGACAUUGCACGGUUCAUUAGUCUUAGUUUUGCUUUUGAAUGGAAAACAAGCAGGAUGCAUAAACACCUGUCAAACAACCAUUAAAACCCAACUCGAGUUAAUUAUUUCCCUUUUUUGGACCAUAAUUUUAUGCUUUGUUUAUUAUUAUCGUGUCACUGUGAUUACUAGUCUAACUGUUCUGCCUACAACAUCCUAUUCAGGGUUAACCAUUAGGCACCCUGAUAUACAUACACCAAUAAAGAUCCAAUUUUCAGUUGACACUUUAGAAGUAUAAAGGAACGCUUAGAACUAUCUUGUAAAUACGGCAUAAUGGACUCAAGAUACAGACAUGGCAAAUACAGUAUUGACAGGGAAGUACUGGAUGAGCAGAGACUGGAGGAGUUAACACAAAGAAAACCAUAUGCUGACACUCAACUGUCUGUGUUUGACCAGCUAAAAGAUUCCAUGAGGUGUACUCUACCCAGACUGAAAAGAGGUGUGUUGAGCACCUUUCCUGUGUUGUAUUGGCUGCCCAAAUACUCAAUCUGGGAUUAUGGCAUGCCAGAUCUCAUCUCUGGUAUUAGUGUGGGAAUAAUGCAUCUACCACAAGGUAUGGCGUAUGCAUUAUUGGCUUCCCUGCCUCCUGUGUUUGGCCUCUACACUUCCCUCUACCCAGCUCUAGUUUAUUUCUUUUUCGGAACGUCACGUCAUAUUUCCAUAGGUACAUUUGCUGUGCUCAGCAUCAUGGUAGGCAGUGUGACCGAGAGACUUGCUCCAGAUAUUGCUUUCCUUCAAAUGAAUGGGACAAAUAUCACUAUUGAGGUGGACAUAUCUGCACGGGACUCAUACAGGCUGCAGGUGGCGGCUGCUACUACUGUUCUGGCAGGACUUAUUCAGGUUGUGCUGGGUUUUGUGAAGUUUGGUUUUGUGGGAAUGUACUUCUCUGAACCGCUGGUGCGGGCAUACACAACAGCUGCUGCAGCCCAUGCAGUGGCGUCUCAGCUGAAAUACAUCUUUGGAGUGUCGCCAACACGCUUUAAUGGGCCCCUUUCGCUGGUGUAUACCUUAAAGGAUGUUUGCCUCUUGCUGCCACAGACCCAUCUCCCCACGCUGGCCGUCAGCGCCGUGUCCAUGGUUUUUCUGAUUGCGGCAAAAGAGCUCAACUCUUUUCUGAGCCCAAAGCUGCCAGUUCCCAUCCCAGUGGAGCUCAUCACAAUUGUGGCAGCAACUUUGAUAUCAAACUAUGGUCACUUGAACAGUAACUACACGGUCCCAGUUGUAGGGGAAAUUCCGAAUGGCCUGAGUGCACCCAGAGUGCCAGACGUUAGCCUUUUUAGUGAAGUUAUUGGUGAUGCGUUUGCACUGGCCCUCGUUGCCUAUGCCAUAUCCAUUUCACUCGGAAAAACAUUUGCAGUCAAGCACGGAUACACAGUGGAUAGCAACCAGGAGCUGGUGGCCCUGGGUCUUAGCAAUACGGUGGGGGGCUUCUUCCAGUGCUACGCUGUAUGUGCCUCCAUGUCUCGGAGUCUCAUUCAGGAGAGCACCGGUGGGAAAACACAAAUGGCUGGAAUAGCAUCAGCUGCAAUUGUGUUGGUAACGAUAUUGAAACUUGGCCCCCUUUUCCAGGAGCUUCCAAAGGCUGUCUUGGCAUCUAUUGUCUUUGUAAAUCUGAAGGGUAUGUUCAAGCAGUACUCGGACGUUGUUACUCUCUGGAGGAGCAACAAAACCGAUUUGGUGUUGUGGCUGGUCACAUGGGUGUCCACUCUGCUCUUUAAUUUGGAUCUGGGCCUUGCAGCAUCCCUCAUGUUUGCUUUGCUUACUGUGAUCUUCAGGACGCAGUUGCCAACAUACUCCAUCCUGGGAAACGUUGACGGUUCAGAGCUGUAUGUGGAUAUAGAGACACAUAAAGAGGCAAGAGAGAUUCCAGGUGUUAUGAUAUUCCGCUCAUCUGCUACGGUAUAUUUUGCUAAUGCCGAGCUCUACUUAGGGGCUUUGAAAGAAAAGAGUGGGCUAAACAUCGGCAAAAUGAUUAUCUAUAAGAGGAGACAGGAGGCCAAAGAGAAGCGUAGACAAAAGAGAGCAGAAAGACGGGCAAAGAGACAAGCCAAGAGAGAGAGAUGUGCUGAGCAAGCAACAGUGUUCUCUGUGGAGGAAGAAGCCAAGACGAGAGGGCGCACAGAGAAGGAUGAACAGAACUGGGCCGAGCGAGAAAAUGGCACAGUGUUUGUAAAACCCACUACAUUAGACGAUCAGUGUAGAUGGGAAUAUUUGAAAGGAAUAGAGCCAGACAGCACCAGUUUAGGGUGGAUGUCCGUGCAGAUUGACAGGGAUGCCACCACUCUGGGCUCCAGCAGUGAAGACACGCUGAGUCGGGACCUGGAGCGAAUCUCUCUCGGGUCUCUGGGUAAAUGGUCCUGGGACAUCCACUCCAUCAUUCUUGACCUCUCCACGGCUAAUUUCAUCGACACUGUGGCCAUCAAGACCAUGAAAAAUAUUUUUCAAGACUUCAGUGAGAUCGAUGUUGAUGUCUACCUGGCAGGUUGUCAGGCUUCUGUGGUCCAACAACUAGAGCUUGGCCACUUUUUCUCAGAAUCGAUAACAAAGAGGCAUCUCUUUGCAUCUGUGCAUGACGCCGUACUCUUCUGUCUGGACCAUCGUGGAGCAUCCUUAUUCGGCAGAUACGAGCGAUCACUGGAUAUGGACGGAAGCACCAAACUUUAGGACGUGCAGAAGGUGGAAAAGACCUCCUAAUAUCUGAUGCAACAUUUAGUGCAAGUAUUUGCACGUUUAUUAAACUAAUGCAACACACACCGUAUGGAGCAUACAUCCAUGCGCUUUGAUAAUGUCACUGAUAAAUUCCAAACAAGACACAGAAGGUUGAUUGAACUUUAUUACAUGUGGGAAAUAAGAGAACGUUAGAAAAACAAAACAUGUCUAAAAUAGAACAUCUCAAUACCUACUGUAGUGUACUACAAUCAAAAAUAAAGGAUUCAAGGAGCGAAGACAAGGCAACAUGCGUCACACUGACUGUGUGUCCUUUUUUUUUUGGUCAUUGAAGCAAUAACAAGUUGUACUAAAAUUGUUUAAUUAGCAAUCUCAUUUAAGUGCAAUUUUUCAGAGCUAGUAUUGCUACUUCAUGCAAAAUGAAUUAUUUGUAUUUUUUGGCUCUCCUUUGGAUGAGUUUAUUUAGUGCAACAUUCCUAAAAGGGGAAGUUAAACUGUACAAGGUAGAUUAAUCAAAUCACAGGAUAAAAAUACCCAAGCAAAAUUUGACAAAAGUGCCUCAGAAGUUGCAUAUAAACCCACUGUGACCUCAUUCCCUGAACAAAUGGUGCCUGCUGCCACACAGGGGGGUCCCAAAUGUAUUGUGCGUGGGAGGGGUGUGAUGUGCUACAACUCUUGAUGGAUGUCGAAAUGCAAUGUUAGGCCAUCCUCAUCCUCAUCCUCUGGCUGUUGGGACACCAGCUGUUGGUAGCGAGCCUGGCGCUGGUAAUCAGGAUCAAUGUUGAUCCAUUUAUUGGCGACCCACUUUGUGCCUUGGGUGACCACGCAGCCCCCGUGCAGAGCGUACUCAUCCUGCUCUCCGACCCAUCCUGCAGGGGUGGAAAAAACUAUUUUGCACUUUUGCUUGUAAAUGCAUAGGCUCACUUGCCAAAUAUUUUGGCACACCAGCACACAUCUUAAAUGUCAGUGUGGACAUGUUUGUACUUUUCCACACAAUGAGAUGUGUUUCUAUAGACAAUCAUCAUAAUAAUAAUAACAAAUAGGGGUGUCCCGAUACAAUUCUUUCAAUACCAAUAUUGAUUGGAUCAGCACAAAUCAUACAUACCUGUAUUAUUAUAGUGUUAAAUGUUAGAAAGGGUUUGAUCAAAUGAAAUUAGUCAAACAGUAACAAUAGUAGGAAUGAAAAACACUAACCUAUUUAUUAUUAUGUGUCUGGAAUAAUAUUAUAUGCUCUUUAAGUUGAAGUGGCGUAGUAAUUGUGUUUGGAUGACACCUAAUGGUCACACUAAUUAAGUUAAGCUUAUGACGCAGCAAGUUAAAAGAUGCAGACACGUUUGUUACUGGAUAUUUCCUAAUACAGUUCUGCCUUGGAUACUUUGUAUGUGUAAGUAAUAUGCAACUAUGAUAAUUUUAUACUUGUUUAUAUUGACAAAUGUGCUGUUUUUGAAGGGCACUUAUUACCUAUGUCUAGCUUGUGUGGUAUUGUGUGCUUAGCUGUUGUGUAGCUGCUAGCUCCUAGUAGCCUAUAUAAAACAGAAGAAACGACCAACCUUGUGUGCUUGGAGGACAUUUAGAUGUUAACUGGCUGUCCAGCUUUGUACAAGUAAACACGUGGAGAUUUUAGAUGCAAGCCAAUAUAAUCUGAUAUGAAUAUUGGAUCAGGACACCCCUAGCAAAUAUAUUACGUAGUAAUAUUUUUACACUUUCAAAAGCCAAUCUAUUAAAAAUACUUCAACCUGAAAUGUGUUUAUCCAAUACUAAUUACAUUUUGGGGAGUUUUACAAACCAUUUCAGGAGCAAGGCAAUCUUGGAGGAAAAAGCAAAAGUUGUGAAAUGGUACUGCAUGAUUUUAAUACUGAAAAGAACAUGACACUUUUAAAUCCAAUUGAAAACUAAAUAUAAAUGAUUGUAUCAGUUUGUUAAGCUCAAUGGGGGAUUAAAAAUGACAUUUUCAAUAAAAUGUUUUUGUAUGUGUUGCUUUUGUGUAGUUUUGUCAUGUUUUGUCAAUGGAAAUAAUUUUAAACAUGAAAUAAAAAAAACCUU